Messenger RNA from Neopelma chrysocephalum (saffron-crested tyrant-manakin), 7647 nucleotides. It is a transcript of the gene DGKZ, whose product is annotated as diacylglycerol kinase zeta. Lineage: Eukaryota; Metazoa; Chordata; Aves; Passeriformes; Pipridae. The record is from RefSeq and is a predicted model, not a curated record. Gene Ontology annotation, molecular function: ATP-dependent diacylglycerol kinase activity; protein binding. Gene Ontology annotation, biological process: diacylglycerol metabolic process; intracellular signal transduction; regulation of synaptic transmission, glutamatergic. The transcript is spliced from 32 exons. The coding region runs from base 4066 to 7098 and encodes 1010 amino acids. Gene Ontology annotation, cellular component: nucleus.
AGGGAAAUUCUUAAAAGGAUGAGUUCUCAGGCUUUGGUGCCUUAUCACUGACGUGGCCAGAGCAACCAGAACCACCUUCCAUCAGGAGAAAAUUCACCUUCAUCUUGACAAAUCCUCCUAAUUCUGCAGUCUACUAGAUAAUUCUGAGCUGCUCAAAGCAGGCACAUUAGGAUCUUUUGAUCCCUGCUAUGCCUCUUGAAAUGCAGCCAGCCAAUCACAUCUACCAGUUUGGCUACAGCAGAUAAUUAGAGCAGAACAAGAGAAUUAGCAAAGCAAGAGUCACCUUCUUUACAAGUCACCUUCAGCCUCACUCAGUUGUGCUUGGUCUGCUCCAAGUGCCUCCAGUCAAGCUUUGCCAUGCCAAGAUGGGCUUUUGCCCAUUUAGGGUCACAUUUCUAGGAAGCCUACGCACUCUCAACACUUACAACCCCUGAGCAAAGGAGCACUAACGGAACACGGACUUCGUUUUUCAGAGACAAAUUAUUCCUGACUGUUCUCUGUUACCAGGCCAAUUGAAAAAAGAAAAAAAAAAGGAGAGAGAAAAUAAUUGGUUUUUGAGGCACGCCACUGCCAAGCAGGUCACUGGCAGUGCAUAGUAGCAGCCUGGUGGGUAUGUUUUGUUCAUUACAGAAGUACAAGUCCUGUUAGGGAUCUCAGGAGAGCAUCCCCGCUCUCCAAGCCUGGCACGGUCCCUCUUGCUGUUCCCAUUUGGGAGUGUGCUAGGGACUCACACGGACCCAUCAUGUGAUCAGCAGGCUUUGGUCCCGCUGCCUGGCAAGGAGCCUGGGCUUUGGAUGCCUUCUGGGGAGAAUGGGGAGGUCACACCUCCUGAUACUCCACAGGUACUGAAGGCUUGUUAAUAGCAGUGGCGCCUGGAUGGACACUGACCCAGCCUGCCUCAACAAAUCUGUGUUGAUUUUCUAACCUGGUGGCUGGAAUGGGGCUUAGAGGUGAGCAGGGCAGAGGUUCCUCUUCUUCUGCCCAGGGGAGGAGACUGUACCUUCCCAGAGCUGUACUUACUAGAAAUGCUGCUUCCUAGAAGGCUCACGGUCUGCCUGCAAAAAGGAAGGGGUCUGUAUUGUAAUACCAAUAUACCCUUGCACUGUUCCAUGUGCCAACACAGAAGGAAACCCCUACCCAGGGCACAGGAGAGUGCCAUGUAAACAGGUGACCUGGCUCAGCUGAAGGGUGCCUUGGGUGCCAGGAGGACAGGACUGACCCAACACAACUGCCCAGCCACAUCGUCCCCAGGCAGCAUCUGCCUGCUCUUCCCAGGUCCUGAAGGAGCUCCAAGUGAAGGGUGACCCCAUUUGUGACAGACAUGUGAAACGUCCUGUUGAGACAGGUGGGCAGAGACAGAUGCAGAAGCCUGAGCAAUCCUUUACAUCCCCUCAUGCAGGCAUAUCCUGCGAUGUCUGCUCCAGACACACAAAAUCUGGCCUGCCCUGCCUGCGUGACAGCUGUACAGUUUGGCAUGCGGGUAGAAAGGGCCAGCUCCUCCCUGCAGAGGAGGUUUCUGUAGCACAGGAUCAGCCCCCCUGGGAAGGCAGGAGAUACCCACUGUCCAGGCCCUCUCUCAGCCUUGAUCAAAGGCGCUGUGACCCCAGAGCUCUGCUGUGCCUGACUCUUGGGACAUGUCCUGCAAUAAGGGCCUCUGCUUCCCACUCUGAAGCUCCUUUCUUAUGGCACCAACACAUCCACCAGUGAGAAAUGCUCUCCAGUCCUUCCCACCUGGAAGUCUGGAGCCUGCUCUCCCCCAGCUUUCAACUUGCAUUCAUCCCUUACUGGCCAUCCCCUUCCUCAGCUUGGUGGCCUUUAACCAUAAGGGAUAAGACAGAUGUUUGCCAAAAUCUCUUGAGCACAUGAGUGGACCUGCAUCCCCAGUAGCUCCUCUGGGCAGCCUAGCUCUGUCCUACCCUGGCAGCUUGGCCAGCACAGGUGAAGGUGGCUCUCAUAAGUCCAUGGCAAAAGGGGCACCGCCCCAGGGGCAGGCAGGGAGGCAUUGCCCCAUGGGUGGUGAAAAGAACUGAGGUGCCACAUGUCCCUCUGCACCAGCUGGGCACCUGCUGCUUCUCCCUUUCCACAGCCUGCUCCCAGCCUCUGCAGUGCCCAUGGGCAGCAAGAGGACAUGGAGCCAGCCAUGCAUCCAUGCAGGGAGCACUGGCAAGCUCCCGGGCAGGUCUCUGUCCCAGCAAGAGUGGGUGAAGCUGCUUCCCCAGGGCCAGCUCUGCUCAUCAGGGAGGGUUCAGCCAGCAGCACUCCAGCUUUAAUGGGGAACAAAAGCCCUGUGGGGGCUGCAGGGGCUGAGUCACGCAGCAAGGAGGGUGUGGGGCUCCCUGCCAGUCACGGUUCUGUGGAGGAGUGGAAUCGGGGGCUGCUGUGUCCCUUGGGAGGCGCAAAUCCUCCGGCAGGAAUAGAGAGGGGGAGAUGUCAUAGUUUCAUUUAGGACCAGAAAAAGGUUAGGUAACUUGAAUUGAAGGUGCCACUGGGCUGUGGUUCCCAGGGAAAGCCACAGCCCUUCUCCAGCCUCUGCUGCUUCCGAGUUUGGGAUCAGGAAUGGCAUGGGAACGUGCUGUGCCACAGCACCCUGCAGCAGAGAUGUCACAGGGCCACAUGGAGGUGAUGGGGAGUGCUGGCAAGAUGAAUGAGCUGCUUCUGACAACUCCCAAGGUAAUACAACAGUCAGAGCACAUUGAGGAUGGGUUCCAGCUCCAGUCGUGCCAGACCUUCAUGGGAUGACACUGGGAUUAGGGGUGAUGGCAAUGGGUUCUUGGUGUAAUACAUGACUGUCGGGCCCUGUCAUGAUGCAGGGGCUAGCUCUUAUAGACCUGAAGUUCAAAUUUUCCAGUGCCUAGCAGGUAAAGCCUCAGCAUGUGAAUCUGGGGCAGAACAAAUCAGGCACAUAUGGGAGCUCUGUGGGGAUUUCUCACCCCAGCUGGCAUCCACAGCACUAGAGUGGGCAAGGCUGAGGCAGGCCAUAACUGGGACUGUGAUCACAAAGUUCAGUCCCAGCCCAGGACAAACAGACAAUGCAACUCUCCUGAUGGAUGUGGGCAGAGAACUGAAGGGCCUUUCUACCUCUGGAUGCCAAGACUGGAGAAAAAAAUGCCUUGAAUUAGGAAAAAUCAGGGAUAAUGUGGCCUCCUAAAUGGCAAGGAGCUGAGCCAGCUGGGAGGAGGGAGGCCAUGCUACAGCCAUACCUCUGCUUGGUUGAGUACCACUGCCCAUUGUCAGGUACCCUGUGCCCAGAGAGGUCUCAUCCAUGUUGGAUAAUUGGACAAAACAACAGGUACUUUGCUCUGCUGGGGCUGCUGUCAUGCAGUUUUCCAGGCUGCCUGACUUCACCUGAUGGCAGGUCACGUUAAGACAAGUGGCUGAGACCCAGCUCCCUGAGCAGCCCUUGCAGGCAGGCAGAUGCCAGCUAGACUGUGAGCAGAGAGGGGUGGCUGAGUGGUCACCCUCCUCUGCCUCCCCAGACUCCGAAGGGUUAAGUGCCAGUUUCGAGUGUCUCUAAGGUGACACCAGGCUGCCUGCACCGUGCAGCUCCCCGCAGCCCCCUCCCCAUGCACACAGCACACACUCACGCUCACUUUCUGCUUUGUCUUUUGCGAGCUGCUGCAGUGCACAGGCACCUUACUCGCUGCCUAUCUCUGCCUGCUGCUCCUGCUCGGCUGCUGCUGCUGGGGACGCUGAGGUGCGUGCCUGGAGAGGGACCCUCGCAAGAAGGCAACCCAAGCUCUCUUCCGCUUGCUGCAAGCAUCGCUAUCCCUGGACCGUGCUCUCUCCUAAGACCCCUUCUCCGGCGAGCGCUGUGUUUCCCACUCCCUCCCCGCUCCCCUCAGUGCCGGCACCUCCGAGAAGCAGCACCAGCGACUCCGUGUUUCUCUCAGAUAUUCCUCCGCUUCGGAGUGGCAGGGCAGCAGAGACAGCGUAAGGCUGAGCUGCUGUGCCUGAGCUGCCCAAGCUACUAUCAAGAGGCUGAUAAAUACCACUGCAAAAAGUUGAACGCUGCUUUUUCUCGUGCUUGUGCUUCCUCAGGGAGUUAAGCCUCACUGGGAUCGUCCCAUGGCCCUGGGGAGGCAAAGCAGAGCAGCGCCGUGGGACUCUGUGGGGCAAGACCAGGCUGCCCAAGAAGUUUUGGAGGACUCCUCGCCUAGAGAGACACCUCACUUCACCAUGGCUGAAGGUCCCGGGAGCUGGAGAGACUUCUCCCCUGCCAGGAACAAUGGUGAGGUGGCCAGGGGGGCCACAGCAAGUCUCCAAGGAGCAGUAGAUGCAGAGAGCACUGGGCAAGCACAGCGCUUGGGCCUCCACAGCAUGGAUCCAGCUUGGGAGGAGAUGAGAGGGGCAGUGGCCGUGGCAGAGGUGGAGGAGCAGUUCCUGCAAUUGGCCAUCAGAAAGCAAGCCUCUUACAGGAAAGCUAUUGCCAAAUCCAGCCUCCAGCACAUGAUAGCCCAGCCAAACCCUGCACUAGCCCUGAGGAGCGACUCGGAGAGGCAGAUACGCAGCACUGUGGACUGGAGCGAGACUGCGAUAUAUGGGGAGCACAUCUGGUUUGAGACCAGUGUCUCUGGGGACUUCUGCUACGUUGGGGAGCAGAACUGCAUGGCAAAGCUGUUGCAAAAACCGCUCUCCAGGCGUAAGUGCGCAGCCUGCAAGAUUGUAGUGCAUACACCCUGCAUCGAACAGCUGGAGAAAAUAAAUUUCCGCUGCAAACCUUCCUUCAGGGAGUCAGGAUCCCGGAACAUACGAGAGCCCAUCGUUGUCCGGCAUCACUGGGUGCACCGGAGGCGGCAGGAAGGGAAAUGCCGGCAGUGUGGCAAGGGUUUUCAGCAGAAGUUUGCCUUCCACAGUAAAGAGAUUGUAGCCAUCAGCUGUUCCUGGUGCAAGCAAGCGUAUCACAGCAAAGUGUCAUGUUUCAUGCUGCAACACAUUGAAGAGCCCUGCUCGCUGGGGGCUCAUGCUGCUGUCGUCGUUCCUCCCACCUGGAUUCUGCGGGUCCGACGGCCCCAGAAUCCACUAAAAUCUAGUAAGAAGAAGAAGAGGACAUCAUUCAAGCGGAAAUCCAGCAAAAAGGGGGCCGAGGAAGGGAGGUGGAAACCCUUUGUCAUCAAGCCCAUGCCAGCUCCUCUUAUGAAGCCCUUACUGGUGUUUGUGAACCCCAAGAGCGGUGGGAAUCAGGGAGCCAAGAUCAUCCAGUCCUUCAUGUGGUAUCUCAAUCCACGGCAAGUUUUUGACCUCAGCCAAGGUGGACCCAAGGAGGCGCUGGAGCUGUACCGCAAAGUCCACAACCUCCGGAUCCUGGCGUGUGGGGGAGAUGGCACGGUGGGCUGGAUACUCUCCAUUCUGGACCAGUUACGGAUCAACCCACCUCCUCCUGUGGCCAUUCUACCUUUGGGAACAGGGAAUGACUUGGCCAGAACACUGAAUUGGGGUGGGGGUUACACGGAUGAGCCUCUGUCCAAGAUCCUAUCUCACGUAGAAGAUGGGAACAUAGUGCAGCUUGAUCGCUGGAACCUCCAUGUGGAGCCAAACCCUGACACAAACCCUGAGGAAAAGGAUGAGGCAGCCACUGACAAGCUCCCUUUGGAUGUCUUUAAUAACUACUUCAGCCUUGGCUUUGAUGCACGGGUGACGCUGGAGUUUCACGAAUCCCGAGAGGCCAACCCAGAGAAGUUCAACAGCCGGUUUCGGAAUAAAAUGUUCUAUGCUGGGACAGCCUUCUCUGACUUCCUCACUGGGAGUUCCAAGGACUUGGCAAAGCAUGUCAGGCUGGUUUGUGAUGGGACAGACCUGACCUCCAAGAUUCAGGACCUGAAGCCCCAGUGCCUGGUCUUCCUGAAUAUCCCAAGGUACUGUGCAGGCACCAUGCCCUGGGGCAACCCUGGAGAGCACCACGACUUCGAGCCUCAGCGCCAUGAUGAUGGUUGCAUUGAAGUUAUUGGCUUCACCAUGACAUCCCUGGCUGCCUUGCAGGUCGGUGGCCAUGGGGAGCGGCUCUGUCAGUGCCGGCAGGUGGUUCUCACCACAUCCAAGGCCAUCCCCAUGCAGGUGGAUGGAGAACCUUGCAAGCUGGCAGCUUCCUGCAUCCACAUCUCCCUGCGCAACCAAGCAAACAUGGUGCAGAAGACCAAGCGGCGCAACUCCAUGCCUCUGCUCAAUGACCAGCAGCCAGUGCCCGAGCGGCUGCGGAUCCGGGUGAGCCGAAUCAGCAUGCGUGACUAUGAGGCACUGAACUAUGACAAGGAAAAGCUCAAGGAAGCCUCUGUGCCACUGGGGAUCAUCGUGGUUCCAGGAGACAGUGACCUGGAGUUGUGCCGGACACAAAUCGAGAAGCUGCAGGAGGAGGGAGAUGGAGCCAAGCCGAAGACACUGUCAUUCCAGAAGCUUUCACCCAAGUGGUGCUUCCUGGACUCAACCACAGCCAAUCGGUUCUACAGGAUAGACCGUGCACAGGAGCACCUCAACUACGUGACAGAGAUCUCUCAGGAUGAGCUCUAUGUGUUGGACCCAGAGCUAGUGAUCACCCAGACUGUGAGCACCUCUCCUGCCAUGCCCGACCUCGUGGACUCAUCUGCCACACCCCCUGGGCACCACUUUGCAUUCCCCUCCUCUUCCUCCUCUCCACCCUCUUCUCCUGCCCCCAGCACUGAGCCUGAGCGCUGCCUCCCACACAGAGAUGAUCUUCUAAUAGAAGCUGCCAAGGGUGGCAACUUCAGCAAGUUCCAAGAGCUGCAUCGAGCUGGAAGAGACCUGAUGGUGCGAGACUCCUCAGGCCAGACUGUCCUCCACCAUGCCGUCAAAUCAGGGAGCAAGGACAUCGUCAGAUACAUCAUCGAGAACGCCCCUUCAGAAAUCCUUGAUGCUACAGAGGAGGAGAACGGUGAAACCAGCUUGCACCAGGCUGCAGCCUUACGCCAGCGCACUAUCUGCCACUACAUCGUGGAGGCCGGGGCUUCGCUCAUGAAGACAGACCUGCAGGGAGACACCCCAAAGCACCGUGCUGAGAAAGCCAAUGACCCUGACUUAGCUGCCUACCUCGAGAACCGACAGCACUACCAGAUGAUCCAGCGGGAGGACCAGGAGACAGCUGUGUAGUGCUUGGCGUGCCUUAGCCCAAGCCAGCUUGGGCAGGACAAGAGGACAAUGCCAACUGGCAGAGCUAUGAAUCUGGCCCAACUCUCCCUAGAUGUCAGCCUGGUCCUUGGAGAUGGAUACAGCAGAGUUCUGCCCCAGGCUGGGCUGGGACUCUGUUUAUGAGGACAGUGGGUAUUUCGGACUUGAAGCCUGAUUCUUUGUGUGUCCACUCCUUCACCUCUCAUUCACCACAUUCCCUGCCCUAGAUGGGCUCUAUCCCCUGGCCAUAUUGAGGCAAGCCAGGCUGAAUCCCCCAGUCACUCUUGUGCUCGGGAGUAAUGCCAGUGCCCCCUCUGCAGGCUCCUGCCUAUGAUCCUUGUGGGAUAUCAUUCCUCAGACCCUCUCUCUGCUGGCAGUGCCCCUCUUUUAGGUGCUUGGCUAGGUUCAUGUCCUGUUCCUCCUCUCCUGUCUGGCACAGCUGCAGGAGGCACAGGUUCUGCAGGCAGACAGCAGAGGCCAUGAGCCUCAGAUUUUGCUGCAAGGGAAGCAGCACAACUUACUGCCCCUGCC